This is a messenger RNA of Neoarthrinium moseri, 1407 nucleotides long. RefSeq lists its product as uncharacterized. Gene Ontology annotation, molecular function: oxidoreductase activity; copper ion binding. Bases 1 to 1407 code for a protein of 468 amino acids. Lineage: Eukaryota; Fungi; Ascomycota; Sordariomycetes; Amphisphaeriales; Apiosporaceae. The record is from RefSeq and is a predicted model, not a curated record. The transcript is spliced from 5 exons.
AUGGCAUUACAUGCUAGACAAAUUAUCUUCUUCAUAUUCUCCCUUACUACUCUCACUAUUGCUAGUCGCAUCAGAAGAUACAACUUUACAAUCAGCAGCAAAUGGAGUGCCGCAGAUGGUCAUGGGCGUCCAUUGUUUGCGAUUAAUGGUCAGAGUCCGGGCCCUCUGAUUGAGGCUGACGAAGGUGAUGAAAUUGAAGUCUUUGUAGACAAUCAACUGGGUGCUGAGACAACAAUUCAUUGGCAUGGCGUCUAUCAAGUCGACAAACCAUGGAACGACGGAGUUCCAGGUGUAACCCAGUAUUCGAUACAACCACGCGAUACAUAUCUCUAUCGUUUCACUGUGCAGCAGCAGUAUGGAAGCUAUUUCUAUCACGGACAUUUUGGUCCAGCAUUUGCGGAUGUUCAGCCGAAACAGGGCCAAGAAUGGAUUUGGAUCAACUUCAUCCAUUCUGGUGCACACCACGAGCUGCAGAUCAGCGUGGACGAACACGAGUUCUUUGUCGUAGCUGCCGACGGCGAGUUUGUUCAUCCGCAGAAAGUCCACGUUGCCAAUUGUAACUUGGGGGAACGUAUCAGCAUACUCGUUCGCUUGGACAAAACCCCAGGGGACUAUGCGAUCAGAGUUACCUCCCUUCGGGAAGAACAAGUCAUCCAAGGAAUUGGAAUUCUGAGGUACGCAGCGGCUCAGGUUUAUAGGGGCGCUGAACCUCCGGAUACAACGCCGUGGGUUCAUCUCAAUGGCAGUCUCAUUGACCGCACACUCGUGAAGAUGGACGAGAUGAACCUUGCACCGUACCCAAAACGUCCACCGCCACCCACAGCAGACCACACUUUGAAGUUCUCUGUCAAUAUGACGGGUAAAAGUAGUUGGGCGUUGAAUAUUGGCCCUCAUCAGGCGUUUCGCCAACAGCUGCCACCACUUCUAUGGGAAGAAGGUUCUCGGGGUGUCACAACUUAUGGUGACAAGGCUCAGGGGCUAAUGAAGAAUGGAUCAGUUGUCGACAUCAUCUUCAGCAACGGCGCAAACGUCUCUUCGCAACAUCCCUUUCACAAGCACAAUAACAAGGCUUGGAUCAUUGGAACUGGCACCGGCGGGUUUCCAUGGGCAUCUGUUGAGGAUGCCAUCCAAAACGGCGGGGUAGUAGAUCGUUUCAACUUCGUCGAUCCACCGCUUAGAGAUGGAUGCAGGCUGGGUAACGAAACUGGGGACUGGACCGUUAUUCGUUAUCAGAUAACCUUCCCAGCAGCAAGCAUGCUACAUUGUCAUAUGAUACAUCACUUUGCAGCAGGGCAACAGGUGGUGAUUCUCGAGGGUGUUGAAUCAAUGGCCCCUAUACCAACAGAUGUGAAGGACAGGAUUCACUCCAACUUCCAGCCACCCCUUCGCUAUGGACCACUUGAUUAG